CAUUUAUUUUUAAUCAAAUUUAACGGUUGAUUAAUCGGAGCUCUUAAAUGACCGAAACAACAAAAUAUGAAGUUUAAAAUGACCAAUAUUUAAAAGUUGGUAAUUAUUUUAGCUUAAACAUGAGUUGAAGAUUUUUUUGGAUUUAAUUUGAAAGUUCAGAAUUUUAAUGGUUGUUUUCUCGUGGCUUUAGUAUUUUUGAGAAUAUGAUUCCUCCACGUAGGGUAUAAUAGAAUCUUACUCUCGCCACCUCACCAACUAAAAAUAUCUUUUUUGUAUAUAACGACUCAAACAUCGACACGUAAGGUUGGCGCCAUAGGGCUCUGUCCCCGUUACGUUGUUUUAGGACCAAGUAAAUGUGAAAAACAAUUAAUAUAAACUCUUUAAGUCCUAAAAUUUAAGCACCCGAGGAUAACGCUCAGCCGCAGAACCUAUAUAUUUUUUAAAAAAAAUAUAUACAACUUAUACAGUAAUUAUCCACAAAUUAUCCACCGUAAGUUUCACAAGUUUGAACUAUUCCUUAAGAUGUGGAAAAGAAGAAAUAUAUUGUAAAAAAUCGAAACCUUCUUUGUAUCUCAAAAGACGAAAAUACCCUCAAAAGAAUUUUGAAUCACAGAAAACUCGCCACGAAACUCUCAAAUGCAAAUGGUACUUUCCAUUCUCGAUCUUGUUCCCUUGUUUCUGUCCGCAGAAUAAACGAGAGGAGAGAGAAGGAAGUAAGAGAUAAAGACAGGAUCAAAUCAAACACACACACACAAAAGAAGCAAAGAAAACUAUUUUGAUAUACUUAGAGAGAGAGAGAGGAGAUGGAGAAGAUGAAGUGUGAGCUAUGUGAGGGUGUGGCGAGAAUGUUCUGUGAGUCAGACCAGGCGAGUUUAUGCUGGGACUGCGACGGUAACGUUCACGGAGCUAACUUUCUGGUGGCUAAACACGCGCGCUGCCUUCUUUGUAGCGCGUGCCAAUCUCCUACGCCUUGGAAAGCUUCUGGCCUUCGGCUCUGUCCAACCGUUUCUAUAUGCGAGUCUUGCCUUGCUCGUAAGAAUAACUCCGGCGCCGGCAGCAAUAGUUACGGAGAAGACGACGGCGCAGAAUCUUAUGAUGAGGAUGAGGAGGAAGAAGAAGAAAGUGAUGAUGAGGAAGAAGAAGAAGAAGAAGCGGAGAAUCAGGUGGUGCCAUGUGAUGCGGCUGCGGCGGUGCAAGAAUCUCCGGUGAUGAGUUCAUCGUCUUCCGUUAGCAGCGGAGAGGAACGUUUCAGUUUGGUAGCGAAAAGGACGCGACAAGAUUCAGAACUUAACUCCGAUGAUGAAGAAUCAAACGACGAGUCACGACCUUUGAAACGGCUGACGAGAGAUGCAACCUUGCCAAGAUCAGCGGCUAUGAUGAAAUCAACCUUAAAAAUCAAACGACUGUGAUACACCACCAACAAAUGUAGAAAUGUCAGCCGUUGAUUUCUCUGCUUAUUCAGAUUAGAUUAAUCAUCACUGUUCAUUGCUAACAGUUCAUCUUUUAGUGAAUCGAGUUUAGCUCCUUUAAUGGCUUAGUUUGUUUACAUUUCUUUCUCUAAAACCACAUGUAUUCGUUGAACCAUUUUUGCUUAGUACGUUUUCGUUUUUUGGUUGUAUUAUUCACCUAUCUAUAGUUAUGUUUGAUUUUAUUUGUUUAAGCUAUUAGUAUGUAUUUGUUUAAUUUUGAAAAGUUUUUGGUUAGAGUAAAACAGGAGAUGUUUAAUC
This is a messenger RNA of Brassica rapa (field mustard), 1727 nucleotides long. RefSeq names its product nucleolin. Gene Ontology annotation, molecular function: zinc ion binding. The record is from RefSeq and is a predicted model, not a curated record. NCBI's taxonomy places the organism in Eukaryota, Viridiplantae, Streptophyta, Magnoliopsida, Brassicales, Brassicaceae.